Betta splendens (Siamese fighting fish) is the source of this 11871-nucleotide messenger RNA. Its product is annotated as zinc finger protein 638-like. NCBI's taxonomy places the organism in Eukaryota, Metazoa, Chordata, Actinopteri, Anabantiformes, Osphronemidae. Gene Ontology annotation, molecular function: zinc ion binding; nucleic acid binding. Gene Ontology annotation, cellular component: nucleus. The coding region runs from base 7045 to 11592 and encodes 1515 amino acids. The record is from RefSeq and is a predicted model, not a curated record. The transcript is spliced from 25 exons.
CAACUUGAUGGGGCAGGUACAGAAGAAACCAGGAAGCACUAGUUGUAGUUUUUGAGCCAAUGACAAACCAUCUGCCUAGGCGUCUUACGCGAGGAAGACAUUAUGACAUUGACAUUAUGGAGCAAUCUGAGUGUCCCUUCAUCCUUAAAUAUUACCCAAAGUCGUUUUUGUCAACCCCCAUUGAAAAUCUGUGACGUUUUCCUUAAAUAGCAGAAACAUCCUAUAUUGGCCAGGGUUUCUGACAGAUACCAGGCUUUAAUAUCUUAUUAGAUGUUGUCUGUUUAAGACAUAAAUAUUAACUUGGGAUCAUCAUGUUUUUCCUGCUUAUGUUGCAAUUCUGUGUUUUAUAUGUAUUAAUAUUGUCGUGCAUGCAGGCUACAGUGAUAUUACCUUUUAUUUUGUGACUUCUAUUUAACACGUGCUUGGUCCUUUGCAGAAAAACCUGUCUACUUUUAGAAAAUAAUGAUUUUCCCAUAUUUUAAUUAUAUCAUUGUAUAUUACGGUACUGAAAACUAUGAUUAAAAACUAGAAAAAGUAAUUUCUUGAGAAAUUACGUGGGAGAGCUGAUCUGCUGCCGUAACAAUGCCAAACGCUGAUUAAGCUGCUGACGUCACAAAGUUGACGACAAAACGAUGAAAACAACAAAACAUUGACUAAUUAAAAGGAUGACGGCGAUUAAAAAGAUGACCAUGGUGAAACGAUGACAAGAUUAAAACGAUGACAAGAUUAAAAAGAUGACAAUGAUUCACAAGUUGACAGAGGUAAAAAGAUGUCAAAGACAUCUGACCAAGGUGCAUUGUUGAGAUUAAUGAAAAAGCUGACUAGCUUUUUAUUUUGAAACGAUUUGAGGAAGUAUUUGUAGUUAAUUGACUAAGUGUGUAAUAGUUUAAUAACUAGUCAUAAUUUACCAGUCAGAAUCAAAAAUCUUAAAUUAAAAUAAAUUACAUUAGUGCUUUUAUUUUUAAAGGAUUUAGAAGUUGUGCGAGUGAUUACUAAACUAUAAAAUAGGCGAUAAAGCAAAAAUUAUUAUUAAAGCAAAAGAUUUACAUUAAGCCCUUUCAGAAUAAAAGCACCAUAAUAAGUGUUUUAAUAAGUUAUUUAUUGAGCUGUAAAAUAGUCUCAUUAAGGAUUGGUAAUUAUUCAGUCAGAACCAGAAACUUAAAGCAUAUAAAUUGCAUUGGUGCUUUUAAUUCGAAAGGAUUUAGAGGAAAUGCGUGGGGGUAAUAACGUUACUGUCAAUUAGUCUUUAAAGGUCCAUGCACAUGCAAAAAUCACUUUUUGGACAUUCUGGUACGUUUUUUCGACUCCCUGGGUCAUAUUAAGACACUCCUGGUGUGUUAGAAGUACGCCCCCUACUUAUUUCACAUUUUUGAGAGUUUAUCCAAGCCGGUUCAAGAACCAUCGUUUCAAAUUUGGCGGCCUCGAUACGUCUGCAUUUGCGCUGACCAAUCACAGAACCAGCUUCGCCCCCCCAGACAAACCGGGACCCCAAAAUGUACCUGCAACAUUUCGUUUUAGUCCCUCCAGUCACAGACAAAAGAAGAAGUCACUCACUGCGCAGUCUACCAUAGGAGGUGGCGCUAAUGCACCUUUCAGUUGGUUGCCACCCUCCAUUUAAAAGACAAAAGAAGUCACUUAGGUUGAAGAAGCGCCCACUUGCUGCUUCCCCAAACGUAAGUACAUGCUUGAUACUUAUUUGAUGUAUGUACUCCAGAAGUUUCUCUGUUUAUAAUGUAGUUUCCCUCCUGUGUAAGGAAUGCUAAUUGCUAGAACCGUUGCGUUGCCACGCAAUUUGGAUGAGUCCAAGCCUCUCCAGCAUUUGUCCGGUUCGAAUUGUGUGAUAUAUGGUACUGAGGUCAUUCACUCAGCUCACAUUAUAGCUGCUAGCGCGAUAGUAGCGCAGCGUUAGCGGCUAGUGUUAGUGGCUAGCCCUAGUAAGUUGUGAGUCAGCUGUGUUUCUAAUUAUUACCGAGCCUGACGUGUGUAUGUUGUAGCCCGAGUAGACCUGUGAAUUUGGGUUAUGGCAGGUUCUAUCUAAGUCUAACGUGUGUUGUUGCUUAUCUAGUCAGCUACUUUAGCUGUAAACGUGACAUAUUUUUUUAUACAGGCUGACGCAUGCCAGCUACCGAAACGCGAGGAGGUUGCUUCUCAAACUGACACACGGCUACCUUGUAGAAGAGUAGAAGAGUCCUCACCUCAGGAGCAAAGAGUGGUGUCAAGGAAAACAGCUGCAUCCUCCAUCUAUACAGCAGCUGCACUGCUUCCGAUGUCUUCCAACACGUGAAGACAAAAAUGAUCCUCACAUCUCCCCAGCCAACUGCCCAUGACUAUACCUGUUCCACUCCAGAAACUAUGCUUUCAACAUAAUCCUACCCGUUAAUUUUGUGGUCUGCAAAUUGAACUGUGACGGUAACUUAUCCAGCAUUAUAGGGCUGGUGCAUUGGUUAAAAAUAAAGUUGGCUUUGACUAUUGCUGUUUCACUGAACUAUUUCUGUAUGUAUAUACCUAAUGAGGGAAAAAAGACAAAUGUUUUAUAAUAUUUCAGCUUUUAUUGAGGUAUUGCCAAAAAAACCCAAUAAUUUAGGUAUUUCACAGGUGGUCUAAGUCCAACAUAGGUGCCUUGUCCCUCAGGAAACACUGCCUUGAUCCAGACCAGGGAAGGUGGGAUGACUUGGACUCUUUGGCCUAGAGGUCCCCAGCAGCAGCUGACAAGACUUCUAGGCUAGAUACCUGCAACAACUUGAGAUACAGACAGACAUAGUACUGAAAAAAACAAUAAUUUCUAUUAGUUAUAUAUUAGCACUUGAUAUAUCAUACACCUUACUAAAAGCAAUUAAAAAAAAAAUUAGGUCAAUAUAUAUUUAGAAACAAAACUAUGUUUGUAAACCAGAGUUCCCAGGUACAUUAUGAUUAAUCUGUAAAUAGUAGAAUGUUCUAAAGUUUUUUAUGAAUUUCUGAGAUACUGAUAUAUUCCAUGCAUGUGUAAUUGUCUGAUAUACUGUAUAUUAAAUGUGUUCUGUAAUGAAUACACAUUCAAUCAUACUGGCUCCAGUCCUGGAUCAUCAACCAUACAUGACAGUAGGUUUGGCAACUAGUUCAGGCGUCUUGAGGUAAGAUUUAUCGAAAUUUUAAUUUAUUAAUAAAAGUAAUAAACAUAUGCAAUAUCUUGAAAGCAAUAUUUGCUGUCACACCAUGGCAUUCACUGUUCCUACAUUGGCACUUAAUUACAGACAAAUAUGGCAAAAUAUAAGCUGCAGCUGAAGAUCCCAUUAUAUAGAAAAAAUAUUUUUACACAGCAGCAGAACGAGAAAUAAAAAAACAUGUAAAAAUGAGUAUAUAUUAGUUUAUCAAGCUAUGCUCCCAAACAAGCUGUAGUCGUGUUAUGAAUAUUCUGUUGUAUUAAUUCAGGCUGCUAAUUUCCAACCAUUAGUAUUUAGCGUUAGCAGCUAAUCAAGUUGCGUCCAGUUAGACGUACCUUAGACGUACCUUGCGCCAGUCGAACUGUAACCACUUCAACAGCCUCCCAUUCGACUUCAGAGUCAGAUUUUGGAUCAAAUGUAUGGUUGAACUCCACUCCGAGGACGAGUCAGGCAGUGUCACUGUUACAAUGGAUUCAGUGACUGUGACGUUUCAUUCCCACGGCUAUGCGCUUCCUCAAAGGGGUGUGGCGAUCAGUUUAGCUUCUGACACGCUCCGAAAAUAGAGCGUUGGGGACGAGAGCUUAAAACACACAUUUUCAGACGGGCCGUGUGGGCGAUCUACAGCGCUUUUUGGCAUGAAAAGUUACAGACACCUUACUGAGACAUCAAGGUCCAAUUCUUUAGCAAUGUGGAGCAUGAAAAAAGCGUGUGCAUGGAUCUUUAAAUAGUCAUAUUUAACCAUUCAAAGGCAAAAACAGUGCAGUUAAAGCUAAUCAAUUGAAUUGGUGCUUUUAUUUUGAAAGGAAGUAGGGGAAGCACGUGUGGGUAAUUACUAAACUGUUAAUCUAUCUUUAUAUAGUCAUAAUUACUUAGCCAAAAGCAGAAAUAUUGCUAUUAAAGCUAAUUAUUUGGCUUGGUGCUUUUAUUUUGAAAAGAUUUAAAGGAAGUGUGUGCUUAAUUACUACACAAUCCAAUAGUGUAGACUAAUCAGUAAUAAGCAUGGAACCGCUUUGUACACUGAGCAUCAGGAGAAAAUUAUCAUUAGUCUAUGGGAGAAAUUCAGGAUCUCUCUUCGCUUUGAGGUUGACAGCGACUAAAGUAUAGGUCUGAGGGUAUAGCCAGACACAUUAAAAAGAAGACAAGUAUGACUACAAUUUACUGAAAAUAUUACAUUGAUAGAGUGAAAAUUGUGGCUGUAGUGACGAGUUAAAGACAGAAGUUCUGUCUUUAAAAAGCAAGCCCUGUUUCCAGCUGUCCCACUAAUAAAAAAAAAUAGAAGAUAACAAUAGAAUAGAAGAAAAUAACAAUAGAUAACAAUAGUGUGAGAGCUGUUGCCAGCUCUCUUACUAAAUAUGUUGGAAUAUAUAGUAAACAAAGCAGUGUUAACUGACUCACCAUAAAUCUCAACAGACCCUUGUUAAUAUCCUGUCAUCAUCCAGUAUCAUGCUUUAUCAAGUUUAAAAAUAUAAAAUUCAAUAAGAAAUAGGCCAGUGUUUUGCCAGGAAUUUGGUGAUAUGAUGCUAUAGGGGUAAAGAUUCAAUAUGUUCCAUUAUUCUUUCCACUAGUUCAUUGUGUUGAUUGUGCGUUGUAGAGCUAGAGUUAGACUAUUUCUCUUAUGCAACCACAUAGUUUUUAUAUUUGCGUAAGUUUAUAAUUUAUUGGUACGGCGUAAUGUAGCUUUACUUUGCCAUCUCGAUUCCUUUUUUUUUUUAUAAGGUUUUUACAAGGUGGAGUUUAAGACCUUACACAACAGAUCCCACAUACAGAAAGCCUUUAAUUAUAAUUCAUUACAAUUUGACAACAACAGUGGAGAGGAAAAACUACUUCUCCAACAGAACCAGGCUGAAUGUGGGUGGCCAGCUGCCUCGACCGGUUGAGGUGAGGGAAUAGACAGAGAGAAAUGCACAGCAACAAGAAUAAACAACAACAGAGCACAGGCAGGAUGGUUGGAUCUGCGACUGCCCAUCACCAACACAAAUCUGAGUCAAACCUGUAGGUGAGGACAGAGUGGAGGACAAGCACACUGGAAAGAAAGAGACCAGAUUAGUUAAACAUGAAACAAUGAUGUGAGGUUAUUGGAUAGAAAAGAGAGAAGGAAACAGGAGCUAGAGAUGGUUCAGUCAUUGCCAGUGACCUGAACCAACUCUAACUAUAAGCUUUAUCAAAAAGGGAGUUUUUAAGCUUGACCUUAAAGGUGCAGAGUGUCAGCUACUCAAACCUGAACUGGAAGCUGGUUUCACAGUAGAGGAGCUCUGUUUCCUGUUCUGCAUUUAAAGACUCUAGGAACCGCAAGUAGCCCAACGCUCUGCAAACGAAGCGUUCUUUUGUGAGCUUAAGGAACUAUGCGGUCUUUAAGAUAAAAGGAGCUUUAUCAUCAAGUGCUUUGUAGGUCAGUAGGAGAAUUUUAAAUUCUAUCUUACAUUACACAGGGAGCCAGUGCAGAGUGUAAUUCAAGUCCCGUCAGAAGUGGCUGCAGCAUUUUAAAUUAGCUGUAGGCUUUUUAGGGAGCUGUUAGGACAUCCAAUGAGUAAGGAGUUACAAUAGUCCAGCCUAGGGGUAACAAAUGUAUUGAUCCGUUUCUCUGCAUCGCUCUGAGAGAGGAUGUUUCUAAUUUUAGCUAUAUUUCUAAGAUGAACCUAGGUAGUUUGGGAGAUUUGUUUAAUGUAUGAUGUAAAAGAGAGAUCCUGGUCAAAGAUGACAGGGUGGCUAUCUGACUAAGUAGUAUCUCUCUGAAAUUCUUAUCGUUUUGCCUAAAAAUCACAUUUUUAUGUUACUAGAGAGUAGAGAGGCUCUUAGAUUUAGAUAAAGGGAAAUAUUCUCCUCCCACCUUUCAGGCAACUGAAGACACAAAAAGUUCACAAUUGAACAGAAUGAUUAUACUGUAAUUUUAGACCACUAGCUGUUUGAAAUUAUAUGUUUUGAAUACAUAAUUUUACUUUUCUGUAUAAUUUUUUAAUGUUUUCGGUAUCAAUGUAUAGAAAUGAAGAAUAAAUAAAGAAAGAUCCAAAUGUUAAGGUGUUUCCUAAUCCUUGGCAGGUAGUGUAGAAUAAAAAGAAAAAAUCUGACUUUGUUGACCAUUGUGUGCUGUCUGGCGAAGGUUUUUUUAACCGAACAUUACGAAAUUUCUUCACGUAUUGCCAAUGUAUGUCAAACCUAGCUACCUUUAUGUUAUUAUGGAAUACUGUUGAUUUUAAUUUGUUCGAGAAGAUGGUAAGCGUGGGACGGUAGAUAUUCCACUGUGAUCAUAGGAUUGAGUUAUCCUGCUGUUUGCACCAGUCCAUUGUGAUGAUUGUGCAUAGUAGAGUGCAGUUCUUUAGACUAUUAUAUAGUGUGAUAUAUUUGCCUUUUUAAGUUUAUGAUGAUUUCAUUGUUGAGGCAUAAUAUUGCUUUGCUUUCCCAUCAUGAAAGAACCUUGACAGAGAACAAGAAUUCUUAAACCUGCCCACAAACAUUAAGAGAAUCAUACGACACUAUAUAAGGACUAGGUCAAAUUCUUGAAAGGAAAGAGGACCCCUAACACUGAGCUACCUUUCAAAUUAAAAACAAAACUUAUUUGUAAUAAUAUCUUUUUGCUUUCCACCUCACAGUCUCGCUAUGCAACUCGCACCUUUUUCCUCCCCUUCAUUUGGACCCCUGUGCUAUAUUGUCGGCUGCUGACAGAAACCAGAGGAACUCAUUUCAGUUGGACCUGUGACUGGUGCUGCUACAGUGUCUGCUUCUUGACUGGCUCAGAUUGAGGCUCAGGCACAAGUUGCUGUGCAGCAGCUUGCUGCUAUAGCAACCAAAAUCCUUCUCACACAGCCCUCUUGAAUUUUGUCAUUAGACCAAUAGCUUUGCUUUGGGUUUAACAUUGAAACAAUAAGCAAAUCCUACAACACUGCACACAGCCUGUUUUACUUGUGCAAUGUACCACCAUCAGUCUCAGCAACAGGGGCCACAGCCUUUCUCUAAUGGCUCCAGACCUCCUCAUCAGCCACCUGCAAAUCAACAUCAGAGUCGGACUCCCUCUGAUAUGUUGUCACAGGUUAUAGGUUUUCAGUUUCCUCGUCCUACUCAGUUGCCUGAUGAACUGGAGUCUGCCCUGGCUAUCCGGGGGGCUAGAGACAUGGACCAUCGCCUCAUUGACCACAGGAAUCAGCAAAACCAACAUCACAACCUCGACUCCAGUUCUGGGAUUAGUCAACCUGGGAGUUAUGGCGCUAAUCCAGUAACUGUUUCCUCUGACAACAAACCUACCCACCAACAAGGAGCGGACUGGUCAAGUUACCAACCUCCAAAUAAAUUGUUUGUCAGUCCUGCAGCUAGUGCUAGUCAACAGUCACAACAGCAGCCUCAGAGCAGCCAUACUGGACUAAACCUCCCCAAUUGGACUAGCCCUGCAAAUUCCUCACCUUUAUCUCAAUCUUGCCACUCUAGUGGUGCAAGGGGUGGUGGAGAGGGUCAGGGUUUGUACACACCGGAAAGUGCAGGAAGUAUUUUGGCUAGUUUUGGACUUUCAAAUGAGGACUUGGAAGUGCUGAGUCACUACCCUGAUGAUCAGCUGACCCCAGACACUUUGCCAUUCAUUUUACGUGACAUUCAAAUCAACAAAUCCGGAAACUUAAAAGCCGUGGCUUCCACUUCAGCAUCAUUUUCACCCGGCAUCCGCGAUAUUCGAUUACCUACUUCUCACUGUUUGCCAUUGACACAUUUACAGUCUGUGGAGGUUCCCAGUCUUCUUACUGUUACUCAAACGGCAGGAAAAGUUAUUGACUAUGGCCACGCCAGUCGUGCAAACAAUGAAAGUAGCACCAGAGAGACUUUCAAAAGAGAGCCACUGUCAAGUGAACGAACAAUUAAAAUAUACCCAUCCUCAUUGUCGUCAUCAACUGCAAAAGUGGAUAAAGCUGAGAGGCAACAGGUUCAUUUGGAGCACACAGAACCAAGUAAGCAUGGUGACAAAGAUUACCGCAGGACAAGUAGCGACCAUUGCAAGAGCCGUCGAUCGCCUGGGAGAGAUUUUCCACCUUCAUCAAAAGCUCGUAAUUUAGAUCAAGACUACAGACAGGAACGACUGAAGCCAAGGCCCUUAUCUGAAAUUAGAAGUGAGGAUUCCUCAAGACAGUCUCUGUCCUCUUCGUCAGACUCAAAACCAGUCAACAAAAGCAAGAGGUUUCCUUCUCCAACCAUGGUGACUGAUUUCUCAGCUAUGCUUCCCAAGGUGUAUCCCCAUACCUGCACCUUGUGCCACACACAGAGCGAUGAGGAGAAGGACUGGGUUGCUCAUGUUAACACCGUUGGCCACACUGCUGCCUGCAGAGACCUUCGCAACAGGUAUCCCACAUGGAAACCAAAUCUACCAAGUCGAAGUGGACGAUAUGUCAGCCGGACUCUGUGGGAUCCCAGGGAUGGCUCUCCAUCACAGUCUGUAUCCCGAUCACGGUCGCCUUCUCCUUCCUCAAGCAAACACCGGGGAGACUCCCUUAGACCACACGGGAGGUCUUACUCACCUCACAGUUAUGCUCGCCCCCACUACCCAGAGUACCACUACUCUGGCACACGCAGUCCGCCUGACCUGCACCAGACCUCCUCCUUGUAUAGAGAUCAUCACCCUGAGAAGAGAAACAGGGAACCAACAGGGAAUUCUUCUCGAAGGGCUGUGAAGCGUCCACAUGAUGCUGCAGUCAGGUGCCCCACCAAAACCAACAAGCAGCAAUCCCUCCCCAAACAAGGACCUGCACAGCCAAGCACCAAAGUUGUUAAGAGCACAACAAAGCCUGGACCCAAGUCCACCAAGUGUCCACCAGCCAGGAAGAAGAAAAGAACAGUGAGUCCACCCGCACAGGACUGGUCUGUUGCAGAUCGCCUGGUGUAUCUGACUGGCAUUCCAAACGAUGCCUUGGAGCAGGAAGUCACAGACUUGGUUGGGGCCUUUGGCAAGAUUAACAACGUCCUCCUCAUGCCGGGCUCUGGGGAGGAGAGCCUGGAGUCUGAAGGACAAAAGGCAUCUGUGUGCAUGGUAAAGGCUAAAGACGCUGAAGCAUUAGCUACCUCCACCAGUCUGUCCAUUAGAGGCCAGCAGAUCACUGCUUCAGUAGCCAAGAAACCUGAAGGUGGACAUUGUUCUGAUGGCAACAACAGCAACCUUCUUCAAAGACAGAAGAGUGGUCCUGGAGAGGAUUCAGGAGGUGAAGCUGACCAGAAGACGGUUGAUGAGAAGGGCAUGGUGUUGAUUACUGGACUUCCUGAGAGUGGCUGGUCAGUAAGUGACAUAAUCUCAAUUGUUGAGUCAUCUGGGACUCCCUCCGACAUCGUCAUGGCAGCACAAAUAGGAAAGGUGCUGGUGUCAGUGCCUGACAUUGAGACUGCUCAAGAGCUGGUGAAAGUCAACACUUUUAAGCCUGCCAAGGUUAAAGACCAGGAGGUAACAAUGAUCCAGGUGAAACAGCGCAUCGGCUUCAGCACUCCGGUGGCACUUUACAAUACAUUGAUGCGAUCAGUGGACACAGAAGAGAGUCCUGCUCCCGUAAUCUGGAGCAGCCUUUUGGUGAUCAAUAAUGUUCCUGACUCGUUGUCUGCCUCCUCUGAGGUUCAGAAACUGGUGCGACGCUUUGGUACAGUUAUUAAGACGCUGGUUCUCAACAAUAUGGUAAUUUGUGAAAUGGCCACCGCAACCAUGGCCCUGUCUGUAUACAAACGCUUCCAGACGUUCCCAUGCAUCAUUCAAAACAACCCUCUCUUCUUCUCCCGCAAGCCGGAUGCCAAGGCACAGACAAAAGUCAUUGCUGCAUAUGCUAAAUCAUAUGUGGGUACAUCUAUAAGUAGCAAGGGAAGCCAAACAGGAGCAGUUUUGGACAAAGAGGAGGCAGCACAUGAAGAAAAGCAUAACUCUCAAUUGGAGGAGAUGGGAGAAGAUGAUAAUAAUGAUAAGAGAGAAGGGACAGUCAAGAACAGGGAUAUGACUACUAGUAGUAAAAAUGAAGGCAAAGACAUUGAGCUAACAAAGGGUGUUUGCAACUGUGCUAAUUCUGACGCCAUCCUAGGAGGAAGUGUGGAUGUGGACAUAAAAGACAUGGCCACUGUUCAGAAUGCUGUGGAGACAUCAGAAGAGAAUAAAGACAUCAGUGCAUCUGAAGUUACACAUGUGACUGUAGCUGGUGAAGAGACAGAGCCACGUGCAUCUAAUGGUGAUGCAGCUUCUGGGGAGACAGUUGCACCAGAAAUCCAUAAGCAGGUUACUCAAGAGAUGGUUAAUGUGCUGCUUAUGGAGUGUCGAACAAGAUUUGGCAGCCAGCCCAGCAGCAUAGCAGUUUCCUGCAGAGAAGAGAACGAGAGAGAGAUACAAGGAGAAAAAGAGCUGCAUGAAAAGGCAACAGAGGAGUCAAAAGAACAGGCUAAGAAACACCCAGAAGAAGAAAAGAAGCCAGACAAGGAGAAGAAAGCAAAACAAGCAAGAAAGGAGAAGGUGAGGGAAAGAGAGAGAAGGGAGAAGGAGAGGAGGCCCUCUGAGAAGGAAGAGAGGGCUAAGAGGGAGCGGGAUGAAAGAAUGAGGGAAUGGGAGAGGAGGGACCGAGAGAGGUGGGAGAGAAAGAGAGCAUAUGGUGAAGGUCUUCCUGGAUCAAAGUCAUCUGUAGAGAGUCCAAGAAAGAGCUCCUGGAGAGAUGACCACAACAACAGGCCAGAGGCUGAGAUUCAAAUGGACGAGGAGGAGGAGUUCCCUUUCAAUAUGAGUGACUUUGUGACUGUAGAUGAAGUAGGAGAUGUGACUGACAUUCCUUCCCCUGUUCAUUUGGAAACCAUAGAGAAAGGGGGAGAAGCUCUUACAUCUGAGCCGGAAACCGUUGAGGACACACCCACAAAAACAUUGUUAGAGGCCCCAGCAGAAACUGACAAGCAAGUGUCAGAGCGUGAAACACAUGUGGCACCUGAAAGUAAGACCACAUGUCAGACAGCCGCUCUAGGCUCACACACUGAACACUUAUUCCUAAACGCCCUCACAAUCUUAGGUCAACCCCCUGAAGCUGCUGCCGAGGACUCUGACAGCACAGAAAAAGGGGCCCCCGCUGCAGGUACUGGGCCACCACUGCAAAUAAGUGACAAGGAGGGCAACAGUGUGAGCAACAGCCUGGUUGAGGAGGAGAUGGUGGUGUCAAACAAAACAGGAGAGAAGACGCAGGAUGAUGACACAGAGGAGAUGGCUUCAUCUGCAGCGACGGGAAAUCAAGAACAGUUCAAAGACCAAACUGACAUCGGAGACAAGUGUGAGAGGAUGUCCAUGAGUGCAGAUGACAUACUGCCUCCUUUUGACCCGAGCAGCCCAGUUGGCAUGGAGGUCUUGGUCCCAAAAACUGGGUUCUUCUGUAAGGCAUGUAAUCGCUUCUUCAGUGGAAACAAAGAAGCAGAGAUCAACCACUGCAAAACCUUCAAACACUAUGAGAACCUGAAGAAAUAUAUGAAGACCCCACAAACAUAAGACGUGAUCUCCAAAGGUGCCUCCAGGUUGACGAGCUGUCAGAGUUCUGACUGAGUCUCCCAUUUCCUUCCUAUCGUCUCCUUUGGUGGUGUUCUCUUCUUUGUUGUUGUCUUUCUGCCAAAAGGUCCAGAUUUUCAUAUUGCUGUAAACUAAACUUGUGUCUUGUCCUCUUGUUUUUAGUAUCUGCUUAAAGUUUUUGUUGUUCAAUUAAGAGGCACAAGAGGAAACUGUACAGAUGAAGAACUGUGCAUUAGCAAUAAAAACACCUGAAUAAACGUA